AUGUCAGACGUGGCAGUGGACACCAGAUCUGAGAUCACAACCAAGGAGAGGAAGGUAGCUGUGGAGGAGGCAGAAAAUGGAAGAGAAGCACCUGCCAAUAGGAAUGCUAAUGAGCAAAAUGGGGAGCAGGAGGCUGACAAUGAGGUAGAGGAAGAAGAGGAAGAAGAUGGGAAGGAAGAGGACGGAGAUGAGGAUGAGGAAACUGAGGCUCUUAUGGGCAAGCAGAUAGCUGAAGAUGCCGAGGAUAAUUAUGUUGACACCAAGAAGCAGAAGACGGAUGAAGAUGACUACACAGCACAAAGGAAAAGCUAA
This is a messenger RNA of Acomys russatus (golden spiny mouse), 312 nucleotides long. Its product is annotated as prothymosin alpha-like. Gene Ontology annotation, cellular component: nucleus. The transcript has a single exon. The record is from RefSeq and is a predicted model, not a curated record. NCBI's taxonomy places the organism in Eukaryota, Metazoa, Chordata, Mammalia, Rodentia, Muridae. Gene Ontology annotation, biological process: negative regulation of apoptotic process; positive regulation of transcription by RNA polymerase II. The coding region runs from base 1 to 312 and encodes 103 amino acids. Gene Ontology annotation, molecular function: histone binding.